AUGGCGGCGCUCAGCUCGCUGGUGUCGGGCUGCGGGCGGCUGCUCCGGGGCUUCCUAGCGGGCCCGGCGGCGACGAGCUGGGCCCGGCUUCCAGCUCGCGGGUUCCGGGAAGUGGUGGAGGUCCAAGACGGGAAGACAACCACAAUAGAAGGCUACAUCACAGACACUCCCAAGGAGAGUCCAGACCCCCCAAACCCCUCUGGCCAGUGCCCCAUCUGUCGUUGGAACUUGAAGCACAAGUAUAACUAUGAGGAUGUGCUGCUGCUGAGUCAGUUCAUCCGGCCCCACGGAGGCAUGCUGCCCCGAAAGACCACGGGCCUGUGCCAGGAAGAACACCGCAAGAUUGAGGAGUGUGUGAAGAUGGCCCACCGGGCAGGUCUGCUUCCAAACCAUAGGCCUCGGCUUCCCGAAGGGUUUGUUCCCAAGAGCAAACCCCAACUCAACCGGUACCUGACGCGCUGGUCUUGCAGAUCCGCCAAGCCCAUUUACAAGAAGGGCCCCCGCUGGAACAAAGUGCGCAUGCCUGUGGGCUCACCCCUGCUCAAAGACAACGUCUGCUACUCUCGCAGACCUCUGCUGCUGUAUCACUGACAGACUGGGGCUUCUCGAAGGCACCUCCUUGGGAAGGAAGUGAGCCAGCUCUGAGCCUCCACUGUUGGUUAGCCCGACCUGGGGCAGCCGGGCCCCUCCAGCUUGGGAGAUACAAGGGAUCCUUGGGAACUGCUGUGAUCUCAAAACUCUCUUGGAAUAUGCUCGGGGGAGGGGGAAGCUGUGCCUGAUGUCAUAAACCAGGCUUGUGUGGUUA
Echinops telfairi (small Madagascar hedgehog) is the source of this 805-nucleotide messenger RNA. It is a transcript of the gene MRPS18A, whose product is annotated as mitochondrial ribosomal protein S18A. Gene Ontology annotation, biological process: mitochondrial translation. Gene Ontology annotation, molecular function: structural constituent of ribosome; small ribosomal subunit rRNA binding. The transcript is spliced from 6 exons. The coding region runs from base 1 to 591 and encodes 196 amino acids. Gene Ontology annotation, cellular component: ribosome; mitochondrial small ribosomal subunit. The record is from RefSeq and is a predicted model, not a curated record. NCBI's taxonomy places the organism in Eukaryota, Metazoa, Chordata, Mammalia, Afrosoricida, Tenrecidae.